Molecule: messenger RNA, 2067 nt
Organism: Prorocentrum cordatum
Lineage: Eukaryota; Dinophyceae; Prorocentrales; Prorocentraceae
Source: the annotation of a GenBank genome assembly
UAUCCGCCUGGCUCCAACGGUCGCAGCUUCACCCUCGUGAAGGGGGCCAGCACGGACGCGAUGAUGGUGGAGACUCUUGGCGGGGUAGUGCAGCGCUACGCGGUCGCAGCCGACUCCAUCGACGACAACGCCGACACGCGGGCCCUCCCGGCGGCGUGGCGGAACAACGCUCGCCGCCAGCGCUUCGCGGAGGCCGUCGAUUUGAUGCAGUAUCGCGACUGCGGGGACUCACCGCUCGAGGGCGAGGCUUCGGCGCUAUGGUAUCUGGGGGAGAUCGCUCGCUGUGGAGAGGGGGGGCCCUUCCAGCGUCAUUGUAAAUGGGCCCAUCAGCUCAACGCGGGCGGGGGCCGUUCGGUCCACGAGCACGUCUGCAUCAUGGAGGUGCUCGAGCUGGCGGCCGAGAUCGACCAGCUCAACGCCCCCACUCUGGUCUCGCUGGAGGCCCUUGGGAGGCGCGCCGCGCUGAUCGAGCGGGCGCGCCCCAACUCGCCCGGGGGGCCCGACUACGCCGGGGCCGACGACUUCAUUGGUUGGGGGCCCAGGCGGGGGAAGGCGCCGGUCGCGCCGACUCUCGUCAAGCACGUGGCGGAGCAGGCUCGCGACAAGGCGGCUUCAGACGAGGAAGCCGCGCGUGCGCUCCUCGGGGGCAGAGUCCCCUACGCGGGGGGCGAUGACUUGACAGUGGUCCCCUACGACCGCGCCCUGGCGUCGAUCCCCGGCGACGGGCGAAUUCCCGCCCCGCUGUCCAAAAGGCCGCCGCUGGAUGCCGCAAAGAUGAUCGUAGAUUUCGACACCAACCUGCCCAAGGACGACAACCAGCGGGGGGCGGAGGCGGGGCGAGUUCGAGGCGGGGCCUCUGUAUUUUUCGCGCAAAAGAAGUCGGGCAAUCAGCGCCUCGUGGUUGACUGCAGGCGCGUCAACGCCCGCUUCCGAGAGUGUCCACGCGCGCCGAUGGGCUCGGGGGGGCCCUGGGCCGACGACGCGAUGGGCACGGGCACCGGCAUGUGCCUCUCUCGAAGUGACGCGAAGGAUUAUUUUUAUGCAUGCGAGCUGGCACCUUGGCUCGGGAGUUUCUCCUGCCUGUUGGACAUCACUGGCGGCGAGCUCAAGUCGAUCGCCGACGGCGACCCCUUUUUCGGCUACCUUCGGGACGUCGACUCCAUCGCCCCCCCGACGAUGGCGAUGCCGAUGGGCUGGGCGCGGAGCUCCUUCUUCGCGCAGGUCCUGCACGCGCGCGAGGUCAGCCAGAUCAGGGACUGGCCGCCGGGUGCGGUCAUGCAGGGCCGCGCGCCGCCGCCGCCGUUCCGGGCGGGCCCCGAGUUGGCGCCGCCGCGCCGCGACAACUUCGCGGCGGCCGCGCCCGCCAAGGCCCGGGCCGACGCCCUCCGCGAGGACAGCGAGCGGAGGAUGAUUUCGCUCGCUUUUGAGGUCCACGAGGAGGAGGAGGCCGCUCGGCGCUGGUUGGAAUCACUGGGGCUCGCCAUCGACGGCUUGACGGGGGGGCGCCGCCCGAGCCCAGUCAAGGCCUGGCGCCUCCGCCAGGUCUGCCGCCGGCUGCGCCGCCUUCCGCAGCUGCUGCACUAUCAUGCAGUGCCACUACCUCCGGCCGCGGAGCUCCGCGCGGCGGCUGCCGCGCUGCCGCUUGCGAGGGCCAGCGCGAGGCGGCCCUGGUCGCCCGAGGCGGAGGUCUUCGACUCCAGCACGGCAGGGUGCGGGAUCCUCUCCGCGUCGCUGCCCGAGGAGGUGGUCGCGGAGAUGGGCAAGACAGACGAGCGCUGGAGGCGCGCCUUCCAGCGCGAGCAGCCAGCGGGGCCGCGCGCCCUUCGGGCGGCUCCGCCUGUCGAGGAGUGCUUCUCCAACGUCGAGACCGUGCUCCCUCGCGACUGGACCCGCAAGCGGCGCCAGCCUGCGCGGGACUUCCCCGAGGCCCCGCCGUCUAUCUCCAGGGGCUUCGAGUGGCGCGAGUGCGUCGCAGGCCGCCGGCGGCACGAGGAGCACCCCGCGAUGCUUGGGCCUCGCGGGGCUGAUCUCUGCGCGUCGCACCUGCCAGACGCUGCCCAACCGUAG